Anisakis simplex (herring worm) is the source of this 2790-nucleotide messenger RNA. Lineage: Eukaryota; Metazoa; Nematoda; Chromadorea; Rhabditida; Anisakidae. The record is from the annotation of a GenBank genome assembly.
CAGCCAAAGCCAGCAGAACACCAUCAGAGCGAUCAGCACCUUCCGUCGACUGAGCAUCGUCUCGAUUCCUUCCGUUUAACGCUUCACUACCGUCAGAUUCCGCCGCAUUCCGCUACAUCGUUCAAGCAGCAUCGAAACGCCAACGCCAACGACGAAGACGACAGUCUCCUGCAACAAGCCGUUCUCAUCCAACUAUGGGCUAUGCCCGGCGCUGUGGCCGAUUUGCUGGAUGCACUGCAGCAGAGUGUUCCGGAUAUGACCAUUCGACUUGUCGGUGUGGAAUAUGGUGGUUUGGACGUAUGCCGAUUGCUGGUGAGCGCGUUGGAUCGUAACGGUGCGCUGGUUCAACGGGACGAGACCUAUCGUCUGUUGCAGCACUAUUUCAACACAAGCAAGACAAAGAACCAGCGGAUCGGCCUGGAAAGAGGAGACCGGAAUGUUUUUGUUCGCGACUUGGUGACGGACCUCUGCACUCCCACCGGAAGCCGAACCCGGCUCCAUAACGGAGCUCGAAAAGCAGGCUCCGACUCCGGCUCCGGCCAGUGUUUGAAUGGAGGUCGUUGUGAGCAGGUCGAUACACCUGCGGCUGCUGCUGCUGCAACUGGUGCAGCGCAAUAUCUGCAACUGGAUGGCCGGAAGCUAUCACUAAUNGCAAGGUGCCUGUGUCAACCAGGUACAAGCGGUGAUCGCUGUGAGCUGCGGCAAGCGCAGUGUGGAGGCUCCAGCUCGCUGGAGUGUUUGAAUGGUGGCAGCUGUGACCCCUUGACGAGAUUAUGCGUAUGUCCGGAAACUUAUACUGGUGCGAGAUGCGAAAUUAGCGAAGCAGACGGAGGCAAACCAGGUGGAAUCGGGCCGCAGACUCGGCAAUUUCGUGCGGAAUCGUUUACGGAGAUUCGAAUGCCGCCUAUGCGUCAAGGUCAACGAGUAGUAUCGCUGGAAUUCCGCACUAAGCUAGCUCUGCUGCUGCCGCUUCCGCCGNACGACUACGUGGCGUUGGAUAUUAGUGACGGUCGUCUCAGGCUCGCGGCUGCAUCACGUCUAGCUGCUGCCGCCGCUUCCACCGCACCGGAUCCCGGCGGAGUGUUGCUACUGUCGAAUGUGAGCGUCAAUGACGGCGCGUGGCGGCGUGUUCGUGUCGAGAGCCGGCCAAACGAUGCAGCCAUAAAGUUCACUUUGGACCAGUGUCAGGCUUCUGCUGAUGAAGGCCUAGGCUGUCAACCGUGCGCCCAAGACGACCACUCGUGCGAACAACGCUUGAUACACGUGCAAAAUGCUGGGCAGUUUUGGUCACGAAGCGAUAAGCUUCUGGUUGGUGGCAUUAAGGAUAUACGAGACAUUCAGAAGAGGCCUAAUCAGGUCUCUGCCAUCGACUUUGUCGGGUGUAUCCGUCACCUGCAGGUGGACGAUCGCACCUUGGACGCCCAGCAGAACGCACUGGAAAUUUUGGCCGAAGAAGGCGUGAUUCGCCAGACAGGUUGUGGUCCAGCGAACUCCAACUUCGCUGCGGCUACCGGAACGGGCUCCGUGGCGGCGGCGGCUCCGGAGCGCGACCUGGCGUUGGAGCCCAGAUCUUGCGCAAACGACGCUGAGAUGGCUGCGGAAUGCAGCGGCAAUGAUCAAGACGACGACGUUGGCAGCACUGGCGCUGGAGUAUGCGUAACGAGCGAAUCGUCGUCGGCGGCGGCGGCCGAGGCGCAUUGCGUUUGUAAGGGUGGUUUCGACGCGGCCAGUUGCCGAGCUGCCCUACAAGAAUGGACUCUACUAGACGGUUCCGUAAGAUUCGGUCUAACUCGUUACGCGCAGCGUCAAAUUGCCUUCGUUCCGGCGCGUAUCNCCAAAAAGAAGAGCACCAGCCGCUUCAGCAGACCCUUCGCAGACCCUUCAGUGGCUUCGGCAGGCGACCAACUGGACGGUGUACUGACCCAAUGGGCUGAGCUGGAUUUCCGCACAACCUCAUCGGGUGGCGAUGGAACAACGCUUCUAGCGGUUGUAGAGGCACAUAAAUCCACGCAUUUGAGGCUCCGAAAUGGCUUGGUGCACAUGCUGACCUACAUCGCUAACGCUACACCGAUCGAAGUCCAUCUGAAUGUGCCGGUAAACGAUGGACUAUGGCAUCGUCUUGGCCUGCAGAUUGGUAGCAACGGAAAAACUCUCCGUUUUCAGGUGGAUGGUCACGGCAAAGAGGUUCGUGCGGCCGAAGCGUUUCCGCAGCUGAUUUCCGCCUCUCUACGCUACAUCUCGAUCGGAGGUCAAGGCCCGGAGGAGGAUGAUGCGAUCAAUGGGGUCAAAGCUCGAGCUCAAGCUCAAGCUCAACAGCUAGGGUCAGCAGGGUUCACUGGUUGCGUGAGACGCUUCAUAGUGAACAAUCAGGCUCAAUUACUACAGAAUUCGCAUGACAGCAGCGGCAGCCAAAAGCAUCGACUCACUGAACAACUUCUAGAAGUGCUCCACUCCGACGGCUCCAUACGUUUGGGGUGUGCCCUGUCAGAUGGUGCAUUGCUACAUCAAACUGGAGCCACCUCGGGGUUGAGUUGGAGCGCCUUCUGGCGUGUUCUCUGGGUCGGACUAGCACUGGCUGCCGCAUGUCUAUCGUGCGCUACGACUGUGGGACUGUGCUGGCGUCGAUACUCGACAGCCACAAGCAAAUGGCCGCUAUCGUUGAAGUGCCGCAAUCGUCUUGGCCGAUGUCCUCUGGUGUGCACUGGCGGAAAGACCAGUGGAAAGGCAUGCGGACGGCCUACAGCAGCCCCUAGACUAGCCCCAGGACCACGCUUCUCCAAGGCUCUUGCA